CAUAUGGUAGCUGCUGUUCAGUUUGUACUGCUUUUUUUUAUUUAUUCCUACGUGAGCAGACCCAGUGUACUUCUUGCAUAUAAACAGAGAAAAUUACAAUAUUAAGGACUUAUUAAACAUUCUUUUGGAGUAAUAUUAGUACUAGUCAGAGCCUUGCCUACUACAUAAGGCUAAGAAGAUACAUUUUCUGCUGGUAAUCCCAAAGCUUUCAGACAUGGAUUAUAAGCGAAUCUAAAUGACAACAGCAAGAAUAUAAAUCAUGAAGAGGAAUAGUAAAAGUUCCCAGUACAAAUCAUCAUAUCACAAUGGAUAACCCGUUACAAGAAAAAUAUCUGCUAUUCUGCAAAUGCUGACUAGGUGGUCUGGACUACUCCGCUGAUGCCAAAGUAUUUAUAGAUUUCACUCAAACAACAGUCCUUCAGACAUGCUUAGCCUUGUACUUGGAUGAACUAGAAAGUAAGGACCAUACAUCAAUAACUGCUUUCACAGAGUCCUUUUGGAUGCUAUACUUUUCAGUCACAAGCCACUGAUUUUUGUUUGGCUUUUUAAGAAGAUUAGUUUCAGCUGCUGAAGUAAAAGGAUGGGACAAGAAGAAAAAGCAUCUCUGAAAGAUUAAUUUCAGUUUAAUAUUAAUGGAUAUGUUCCUACAGGAAUAUUAUGCAUCAAAAAUGCUAGUACCCAAGCCAGUUAUUAUAUAUUCUAUAAAAAGAAGAAAUAUUUAACAGGUCUACGGUUCAACACCGGAUUUCUGAAGGGCUAACUGUCAACAAAUGGGGCAUUAGAAAAGCAGUAUUAAUAUUUAUCUUUACAUUACAUUAGUUAGGAGUAAAUAUACCUUAUUCUACUGUAAUUUAUACUUUUGUUACAUAUUAAACAACAAUGUUUCAAAAUGUAAAUACUGAGGUUUCCAAAUUAUCUCCUUUAUAAUUUACUCCUUGGAUUCAGGAUUAAAUUAUUAGUUCAUCUUGUUGUUGUGUCUAGCUAGCUAUCUUUCUAAUAAAAUAAUAUUUAAAGCUACAAGGGAAAAUUGAAAAUAAUUUCCCAAGCAAAAUACACCAGCUAAGAAACACAAAUGCUAACAAGCAGCAAAAGGAACACAGUUAAAAAGCAACACUUAAAAUUGUCAUUUGGAUCUGGGGUAUAACCACCAGGUGCUUUUGGAAUGACCUAAUGAAAUGGGUCGCAAAGAAACGCGUUACUUGCAGACCUUAAACUGCGAUUCAAUGGCCCAGCAAAACAUAAAAGUACGUCCUGUGCUAUUGAAACGGAACAGCCUAGAUUCUGUUGAUUUCAUGAGGCAGCCACACCACCGCAGAAUCAAAUCUCAGCAAGUUCGAUUCCAAGAUGAUGGUACAAACAAAAAGCCAAUGGGUGUCACUGAUUUGGACAUCGAGCCUCCCAAAGACAUAGCAUUUGUGACUGGAAAGGCACAAACAUCUAGGCACCAGAACUUGCCAAACUACCCCCUUGCUUUUCCAAGGGCUCCAAAGGGGCUUCGGAACAUUGCUAUUCAGACUUCUCCUAGCCUCAGGAAACACUUCCCAGUUUUUAGGAGGAAAAAACUGACAACAAGCAAGUCUUUAACAGAAAUGCCAACUGAGCCUGAAAGUACUGUCCAUGUUAAUGGCAAUCUUUCUGAACAGGAUCUCAUGUCCUCACACUUUUCUUAUUUAAGGAUAACUAAACAUUUAGAAGAUGGAUCUAAGAGAGACCAAAUAACCAAUCAAGUAUGUCAAGGAGUGCCUAAAGCACAAAGCAAUGGACCCAUCCACCUGGACUCAGAUGCUUUCUCAGUACUGGAAAAGGCAACUGUUUCUACCCAGGUGCCUGAAUACAUACAUCUGAGUUCUCCACAGGCCAAUAAUGCUUCCAUUUAUACUCUGGACAUGCCUAUGGAUUUAAGUGACUCAGCACAUUCUUCUACUGCAAUGAAACAAUUGAAUGAAAGUUGUAUGCAGCCAUCAAAUUCAAAAAGAUCUUACUCCUGCUUGGUCAAUACAAGUAACUGCAAUGAAGUUAAUGCACAGCCUGAUUCUUGUGAAGCAGAUAAAAGUGAUUCUGAGUUACUUAGAUCAAAUGAAGACUCCAGCACUACUCCAUUAUCACCUCCAUCGAAUCACAGUUCAUCAUACUGUUUCCCCAGAGACCAUCAACAGCUUGCACUGCCUGAAACAGAUUCUGACUGUAUGACACUGAUUAAUGAUGAUCAGGCAGUAAUAUCAUUGUCCAAAAGUAGCAUGUCAAAAUCUGUUCCUUCAUAUCAAACUGAAACUGAGAAAAGUUCUACACAGUCAGAUGUACCAGAGUAUAAUGACUGUUUAGGAAGUUUUCACAUAAAGUCCUAUCUUCCAAGGAGUGAAAUAAAACCACAAACUAACAAAGAGAUUAGAGAAAUAAAUCAAAUUCACUUGGCACAUGGUGAAUUAUGUGCCCUACAAGGCAGGCUGCAGUCCGUAGAAGAAUCUUUGCAGUCAAACCAGGAGAAGAUUAAAGUCCUCUUGAAUGUAAUUCAAGACCUGGAAAAAGCCAGAGCCCUCAGUGAAGGGCGCAACUUCUACCGCACUGGCCAAGACCUCAACAACUGCAGCACUUGCCAGAACACUGCAUGUAUCAUUUACAGUGUAGAAUAUGACUUCAGGCAACAAGAAGGCAGAUUUCAUCAGGUUUUGAAAAAACUGGAUCAGGUAGAGCAAAGUCCUACCACAGCUCCUCCCCCAAAAUUACCAACAGACCAUCCAAUUCCUGAGAAACAGGAAUUAAGAAGAAAAACAAAAAAGGUGAAAAAGAAAUGCUUCUGGUGGAUUUGAAUAUCAUACGGCUGACAUACACAACUCUGAAACUACAUUUCAGGAGGCAUAAAAAAAAAUGUAUGUAGAGGUUUGACAGUAGCUUUAAAAGUGUAUUAGUGAGAAAUAAAGCUGGGAACUAAACAUUUAAUAACAAUUAAUAUUGAAAGAAAAGCUUAGAAUAAAUUUUGCUUAUUUAAUAUGUUCAGUGAAUAAAAGCAUAUGAACAGACUAUUUUCUAAAAGGGGAUGUAAUCUUUUUCAUUAGUUUCAUAAGACAUUUUCAUAAGUUUUUGUAAAUACAAAUUUUCUACCUGCAAAUAAUGUUGGAGAUGUGAUUUAAACUGAUAAAAGCAAAGGCAGUAAAAGUUAAGGAAGUCGCACUAAAAAUAGCCAUCUCUGGCUUAGUUACAAGAAACACUAGUUAUAAUCAUUUCCUGGUCUAGCCUUCAAAGAUACACGAGUUCAGUAGGACAAAAGUUUUCUAGAACAUAGGUUCUCAUCAUUGGUAAAGUUAUUACAAAAUUAUUUUAUCUUUCAAGUGAGUUAUUUUUAUUGCCUUUGUACGAGACUUCAAACAAAAAAGAUUUGGGACUGGACACUAUUCCUUGUUUUUGUUGGUUUGAUCUAGAAACUAACAAUUAUUUAAAAUGCAGUUUUGCAUAUUUAUUAAUAGCCUUCCCGAGAGGUCUUUCAUAAAGCAAUCCUAUCUUUGUUUGUACUAAAUACACAUCUCAAGUUUUUCACGGCAUAUUAGAAUGCCUCAAGACAAGUCUCUUUGACCCAAAAUAUAGUCAGAGGCUCAGGUGGUGUGAAAGCAGUAGUAAACAAUGAUGCUCUAAUGUCAAUGCAGGUAAGUGAACUGAAGGUUAAUUUAUCCAUAUGUUAAAUAGCUGUGGCAACCGAUCAACCGUAGAUACUUAAAGGGUAUUUUUAUGCACUCAAGAAAAGCAUUUAGUAUGCAAGAUGAUCAGAAUUUAUAAAUGGAAAAAUCUCUACAGAAAAAUUAAUAACCAAGUCUUAAAGCUCUGAAAAAUCACUAUAUAAUAGUAUUCAGUGCAGUCCUCCUCUGAGAAUUAAGUAUAGUUUGUUAAAACGGCAUUUCCUUGUCUAUUAGAUUUAUUCCUUGGGUACAAGAAUAUUUUAAUUCUUGUUCUUAUGAGCUGUUUCAUGUUAGGGAAGACAGCUAGCUUGCUUCUAAUCCUUUCUGUACAUCAGAAAAAUCAUUCACUAAAUUCCAGUUAAACAGAGAUAAUCAAUUAUAUCUGUAUGAGCACACUAAAGGCCAAAAGAUAACAGAUAUCACCAAUGACAUGCAUAAAAUGUGGCUUGUUUAGCUGUAGCUGGUCUUUAUUCAGAGCAGCAUAGUAAAUAGCAGUAUGUAAUAUGACUUGGAGCCUAGGAAAGUCAGCAGGAUUGGUAAGUAAAAAAAGCCUUUACAAUCAUUUAAUCCUAUUAGUUAUGCAAGUCACUGGGAGCAAUGAAUCCACAACACCAUUUACUUGACACUUUUUGGAGGAAAAACCUUAUUUUAAAUUCUAGUAGUAAAAUUCUACCAUCUACAAAAAUCUCUUUCCUAAGAAUUUGGAGUCAGUGUUGACCCUUAGUAUGUUAAAGCACAUUACCAUAUGUCACACAAAUACCCUCUCUACUUACGUAUAUAUACCUACACAUGCAAACUGUGUAUAGCAGAGAUACAGAAAGGUCAUAUGUGCCACAGUUUUUCUUCUAUUAAAGUAUUUUUUGAAAACAAUGUCCUUUGUGGUAGGGUACUUCCAUGAAUAAAAUAAAAAAAAGUGAUGGUGCUAACUAAGCCCACCGAGUGGCUUAAGAUUUAUCAGAUUUUUAACACCCAAUAUAAAAAAUGUGAUAUUCAGAGGAGAAAAGCUUUAAAAUAAUUUGUUUUACAUAUUUCAUAAAUGUGACCAUAGAUUCAAAGUAGUUCAGCUUAGACACGUUUAUUCAAAAAGGGAAACCAGAAAGAAGUCUCAGUACUUUGCUUCAUUUUGGUUCAUCAUACCCAACUGAGUUUUCUUGGAUACAUCAAAAAUGAGCACUAUCAGUAAUAAACUAAUUUCAUAGGAGGAAAAUCAACCCUAGCCAAAGGGUCCACUCAAAGGCCUAUGUCUUUCUUGGAUCCAACACCCACUGACCUCCCUUGGAUUCAAGGGGCACCUUAACCUGUAACAUAAGUGAAGCAAUAAGACUUCUGCACAAGGCAAAAUUUUGCUCCAACAAUACAAGAUUGAAUGUAGAAUUUCUUAGCUAGUCAGGUGGCUCCUUGCAGCCUGGCAUAAUUACAGCUGAAGGAGGAUGCACACAUAUUUUCUUCAUCUACAGUUAUGUGGUGUGUCUACUCUAUAGUCCAAACUCACCGUGUUGCAGAGUUAUGGCUUUACUACCACAUAAAUUUAUAUCAAUGCAAUGAAUCUUCACUCAAAAUCGUCUCUGGGCCUGGUUGUUCCCUACCUAAAGGAAUCCUCAAGCCCAAACUAGAGCCUCUCUUUAAAAAAACCUCCACUUCCUUUACCCUUAUGCAUGGUGUAAACAAUCAGCUGAGUCAUGAGCAGCCACUUGACCAUUUUUAUUACAACAAGGAUGCAUCCAGCCCAUUCCUAAGAAACACCGAUUCUAAAACCAAAUAGCGCAUUUGCACCUAGAGAUGCAAGUGUGAGAACUGGUGAUACUAAUUGAUUAACUUCUGCUCCAGGCUCUGGCAUUUAUUAAUACAACUUACAGUAAAAGAGGAAAGAAAUAGCAUAACUAUACAUGUAAGAAAACAAGCAUAAUUCAAAACUAAACUUUUUCUUAAGCCAAAAAGUUUAGCAAGCAUGAUUUCAUGCAAUACAAUUGUACAGUAUUACAUGAGUAGAGUUACUGUACACAAGUUUCAGCAUAUUAUAUCAUGUUACAAUUUGCUGUAAAAUUUAUAUUCAGCUACUACCAUUUAUUACAUACAUUUCACUUACAUUAAAAAGGAAAGACUUGAAAUUCACCAGCUAUAUCUAGAUUUACAUCUGAAGUUAUAGAAAAGGAGUUGUAAAGGGAUAUAAAAGCAUGCCUGUAUCCUUUUCUAUUUAGUUCAGACUUCAAGAGAAAUAUGUAUAUUUUGAUUAAAAAUUAAAUAUAUUACCUAGUUAAAAUACCACAUGCUAAUUGUAGAAUGUAAACUACAAGGUGAUGAGAUGCAUGGUUUUUCAUUGCAAUGCAUCAAACAGGAAAAGGAAGUCCUGAAAACACAGGAUACACCCUGCUUGGUUGUAUGGUUGGACUAAUAAUAGGAAUAUAUAGACAAAGAUAAAACUAAGGCACUGCUGGAUAGUGUUACAAACUAGAACCCAAUAAGGGUUUUAAAUACACACACUUACAUUAUCUCUAAGGAAACAAUCCUGUUUCACAAUACAAGUAAGGAAAAUAUAACAGGCUGCUAUGAGAGAGAGAGAGAGAGACUUACAUGAGAAAUACAUUAAAUCCUUUGUAGAAUACUAUACAGAACAUGAAAUACUCUACUACAAUACUUUGUUUUAUGGAAAGAGUCUGUUUAAUUUUUUAAAACAAAAACUUUACAAAUAAAAAAUUGAAUCUUCUAAGAUAUAUCAAAAUAUUGAUGUAGCUAUUUUUUCUGUAACUGAAAAAAGUAUAGCUCUACUGACAGUCACAACACUUGAUAAUUAUGCUAGCUCAAAUAGAGAACACUUUCUUUAAUGAAAUGUACUAGUCAAAUGUAAUGUUUUGUAAAUUUCUAGAAAUUGUUUUACAAGGAUAUUAUCUUUUGCAAUAAACUGACAUAUUUUCUUA
This is a messenger RNA of Alligator mississippiensis (American alligator), 6583 nucleotides long. RefSeq names its product inhibitory synaptic factor family member 2B (gene INSYN2B). The record is from RefSeq and is a predicted model, not a curated record. The coding region runs from base 1176 to 2807 and encodes 543 amino acids. Gene Ontology annotation, biological process: inhibitory postsynaptic potential. NCBI's taxonomy places the organism in Eukaryota, Metazoa, Chordata, Crocodylia, Alligatoridae. The transcript has 5 exons. Gene Ontology annotation, cellular component: postsynaptic density.